Messenger RNA from Dinoponera quadriceps, 1689 nucleotides. RefSeq names its product odorant receptor 13a-like. The transcript is spliced from 5 exons. Gene Ontology annotation, biological process: detection of chemical stimulus involved in sensory perception of smell; sensory perception of smell. Gene Ontology annotation, molecular function: olfactory receptor activity; odorant binding. Gene Ontology annotation, cellular component: plasma membrane. The record is from RefSeq and is a predicted model, not a curated record. Bases 750 to 1331 code for a protein of 193 amino acids. Lineage: Eukaryota; Metazoa; Arthropoda; Insecta; Hymenoptera; Formicidae.
UGAUUGUUGUACGUAACACGUCGGCGUAUAUUAAUUUUUCGAUAAAGCAGCAGCGCAAAGUCUACCGUGGAUCAUAUGAUACAGUCAUACUCCUAUUUGAAUUUACGCCAAAGAAUAUAGUCUCUUACCUCAAUAUGUCGCCAAGUCGCAUUAAAAUUCCAAAUCUUCGCUGGGUUCCCUCGCGGGUGGGGUCUGGUGUGCGGCAUAACAAAUCUGAGUAUCAUCAUGGAGAACACAUCGCCGUUGCUGGUGAACAGCCUCAUCUUCGUAAAGCUGAUCAAUUAUUUAUUUAAUAAGCACAAAGUCCGUAAAUUAUGUUCCGUCGUCAAAACGUUAUCAAAGCCCGCCGAGCAUUCCGUAAACCGAAUGUGUUCUUCGAGCUGCAGAUGAAAGAACUUCUGGAACACGUCGAGGAGACCUGGAAGAUGAUCCAAAUGGGCCCACGUAACGAAAUAUUGCGGAACCACGCGGAACAAAGUAAAGUCUACACGAUCAAAUACGCGUGUAAGUUCUUUUUCGGCUCGCCUCCCGUGAUUGGGAAAUACUCGCAUGCUUGAGAGAGAGUCGCGUGUGAGAAAUCGGUGUUACUUCUCAGCUCGAUUUCGUCGAUUAAUAAUAUCUCGAACGAAUGAACGAGCGAACGCGCGACUCCAUUCAAGCGAUAUCGUGACAAAAAGAAGCGGCUCGUUCCAGUGGUUUUUUAUUCGGUAUGGCUCUUUUACUCCACGACGCCGCUCGUCAUCAGCUGGAUGUACAAACUUCUGCCGACGAAUGCGACCUACUCGGCCAAAUUUCUCUAUCGCUUGGAGCACGUCUGUGACGUGGACAAGUACUUCGAUCUACUGAUGUUACACAGCUUCGUCAGCGUGUUUUACAUAGUGGCGGUGCCGAUCGCGGUCGACACAUUGUUCAUACUUUGCAUCCAGCAUGUCUGCGCGUUGUUCGAGGUCAUACACGUGCUCGCGCGUUUUCAUUUCGUGUGUUUAAUCGUGCUGCAUACUGUAUUCAAGUUUAUAAUGGUAGAGGUCCAAUUUGAUGAAAUUGUCAGAAUUGCCGCCGCUAGUUUGGCUCAAUUGUUACACAUAUAUUAUCUGAGUUGGAUGUGUCAACUGUUGCUCGAUCAGAGUAGCGGCCUUCACGAAGUAAUUUACAGUUGCAACUGGUAUCUGUUUUCAAUGAGAUCCAGACAGUUGUUGAGAUUCAUGUUACUGCGUUCCACUAAACUGUGCCAAAUAAAAGCUGGAAAAAUGUACGUGAUGUCGAUGGAGAAUUUCAGCUCAAUUCUACAAGUAUCUAUAUCUUAUUUCACUAUGCUCACGUCACUGCAGUAAUUUUGUACGACUCAAUAAACGCAUAUGAUAUUUAACGAGGAAACGGAUUAACAUAUGACAGAUCUACUUUUUCACUUUGUUAUCAUUCGUAAUUUCCACCUGUUUGAUUCCUGAGUAGCAAGAUAUGCGACUUGUGUAAAAAAGAAUCAUUUUGCCUGGUUGAUUAAUAAAUUAACCUUGCGUUGAAAUGCGCGCGCAAUAGCAGGAGAGAAGGUAGAAUUUGCUGCCUGAUUCGUUAUUUUUUCUCAUUUGAAAUUUUGUGGACAUUGCGCGAUCGCUAAUGUUUUCCUUUCCUAAUCGCGUAUUUAUCGAUAAGUCACUUCCUUUGGUCGCACAUAAAGAGCAACGACUAACCGGU